UUUGGUUCGGUAUGUUCUCAACGAUCCUUCAGACCGUCCGGUCGUCUGAUAGUACUCUAAGUUUUUUACCUAUGGCAACGCUCGUAGUGUUUCCGGCUAUUUUUUUUUCAUGUUCACAAUUAUUUCACAAUUUCACAUUUUGUUUCGCUGCAUGGGUGACGGUUUACGUCGUUUCAGUUUUCGUUACAAAAUAUUAUAUUAGAUAGAAACAAGUAGAAUAAAAUGUCUGAACAACCACGAGGAAGGGGCAAGGCUCGCGGCCGCGCCGGGCGCGGGUCGCAGGAGAGCGGGCAGGCGCCGCGGCGGCCGGGCGAGGCGCCGGCGGGCGGCGCGGGAGCCGGCGCCGGGCCGCGGCCGCAGCCGCCGGCGGCCUGGGGCCCGCCCACCGCGGCGCCGCCCGUGCGCGCCGGCGGGCCCGCCGUGGCCGCGCCGGCCGGCCGCGCCUCGCACCGGACCACGCCGUCCACCCACGCGCAUCCGGGGGAUGUUGACAUACAACAGAGAAUGCAGACAUUGGACAUAGGCCAGGGUGCACCGGGAGCCUCGGGCGAGCCCGGCGGCGCUGUGAGUGGUCGCGGCUCGCGUCGUGGUGGUGGACGGGUGCUGCCAGAAAAUGUGAUGAUUCUCCGCACCCGCCCGGAUCAGCUGCAAUCUAAGAAAGGUUCUUUCGGCGACCCACUGGAGUUGAUGGCGAAUUACUUCACCGUCCACUCCACGCCACAGUGGCGCCUGUACCAGUACCACGUGGACGUGGACCCCGAGGAGGACAGCACCAGCACGCGCAGGGGGCUGCUGCGCGUCCACGCCAACACUCUCGGAGGAUACAUUUUUGACGGCUGCGUCUUGUACACCGUGAAAAAACUGCACCCCAACCCUUUGGAAUUAUACUCCGACCGUAAGACGGAUGGGCAGCGUAUGAGACUUCUGAUAAAGCUAACCCAAGAUGUCGCCCCUGGAGACUAUCAUUAUCUCCAGAUAUUCAAUCUGAUCAUCAGAAAGUGCUUUUAUAAGCUGAAUUUGCAGUUGAUGGGCAGGGACUUUUUCGACCCUGAUGCUAAGGUUGACAUCCCAGAAUACAAGCUCCAAAUUUGGCCUGGUUACAAAACAACAAUAAAUCAAUAUGAAGACCGCCUCCUUAUGGUGACAGAGAUCACCCAUAAAGUGCUGCGCAUGGACACUGUUUUGCAAAUGCUGCAAGAGUAUGCCCAAACCAAGGGCGCUAACUUUAAAAAAAUAUUCGUGGAAGACGUGGCAGGCAAAAUCGUCAUGACGGACUACAACAAGCGAACGUACCGCGUAGACGAUGUGGCCUGGAACGAGUCUCCAUCGUCCACAUUCAAAAUGAAGGACCAGACCAUAUCCUACAUGGAUUACUACAAAACCAAAUACAACAUCCGCAUCAACGACGCGAAGCAGCCGCUGCUGAUCUCGCGCUCCAAGCCGCGCGAGGUGCGCGCCGGCAUGCCGGAGCUGGUGUACCUGGUGCCCGAGCUGUGCCGCCAGACCGGCCUGUCCGACGAGAUGCGCGCCAACUUCCAGCUCAUGAAGGCCAUGGCCGUGCACACCAAGAUCGGCCCCGACACCCGCAUACAGAAACUGCUCGCCUUCAACCGGCGCUUCACGCAGAACAAGGAGGUGGUUGCGGAACUGGGGACGUGGGACCUCAAGUUAGCCAAUGACCUGAUCAAGUUCAAAGGCCGUCUACUUCCGCCGGAGAAUAUCACGCAGGGCGACGGACGGAAAUACCCCGCCGGCCUCACUACUGAAGGCUGGACCAGAGACAUGAGGUCUCGGCCUCUGCUCUCGUUCGGGCCGUGCCCCUCGUGGGUGGUGAUCACGCCGGAGCGCCAGCGCCGCGACGCCGAGAGCUUCGUGCAGCUCAUCAUGAAGACUGGCAGCGGCGCGGGCUUCAGGAUGCCGCAACCGGAAAUUGUGUCCAUUCAGCGUGACGGGUCGAUGGAGUACGCUAACAUGUGCGAGAACGUUAUCGCCAAGAAAAAUCCGGCGCUCAUUCUGUGCGUCUUGGCAAGACAGAUGGCGGACAGGUACGAGGCGAUCAAGAAGAAGUGCACCGUGGACCGCGCCGUGCCCACGCAGGUGGUGUGCGGCCGCAACAUGACCAGCAAGUCCGCCAUGUCCAUCGCCACCAAGGUGGCCAUACAGAUCAACUGCAAGCUGGGCGGCGCGCCGUGGACGGUGGACAUCCCGCUGCCCAACCUCAUGGUGGUGGGCUACGACGUGUGCCACGACACGCGCAGCAAGGAGAAGAGCUUCGGCGCCUUCGUGGCCUCCAUGGACCGCCAGCAGACGCGCUACAUCUCCUCCGUCAACGCGCACACCUCCGGCGAGGAGCUCUCCUCGCACAUGGGCUUCAACAUCACCGUCGCGCUCAAGAAGUACCGCGAGAUCAACCAGAAGCUGCCGUCGCACAUUUUCAUUUACCGUGACGGCGUGGGCGACGGACAAAUCCCCUAUGUGCAUAGCCAUGAGGUUGGGGAAAUCAAAAAGAAACUAAACGAGGUGUACGCGGAGGUGCCCUACAAGCUGUGCUUCAUCAUCGUGUCGAAGCGCAUCAACACGCGCAUCUUCGUGGCGCGCGGCCGCGGCGAGAACCCGCAGCCCGGCACCGUCAUCGACGACGUCGUCACGCUGCCCGAGAGAUACGACUUCUUCCUCGUGUCUCAAAACGUGCGUGAGGGAACCAUCGCACCGACGUCUUACAACGUCAUCGAGGACUCGACUGGCCUGACCCCUGAUCAUAUCCAGCGGCUGACGUACAAGCUGACGCACAUGUACUUCAACAACUCGUCGUGCGUGCGCGUGCCGUCCGUGUGCCAGUACGCGCACAAGCUGGCCUUCCUCGCCGCCAACUCGCUGCACAACCAGCCGCACUACUCGCUCAGCGAGACCCUCUACUUCCUGUGAGCGGGCCCUCCUGGCCGCCAACUCGCUGCACAACCAGCCGCACUACUCGCUCAGUGAGACCCUCUACUUCCUGUGAGCGGGCCCUCCUGGCCGCCAACUCGCUGCACAACCAGCCGCACUACUCGCUCAGUGAGACCCUCUACUUCCUGUGAGCGGGCCCUCCUGGCCGCCAACUCGCUGCACAACCAGCCGCACUACUCGCUCAGCGAGACCCUCUACUUCCUGUGAGCGGGCCCUCCUGGCCGCCAACUCGCUGCACAACCAGCCGCACUACUCGCUCAGCGAGACCCUCUACUUCCUGUGAGCGGGCCCUCCUGGCCGCCAACUCGCUGCACAACCAGCCGCACUACUCGCUCAGCGAGACCCUCUACUUCCUGUGAGCGGGCCCUCCUGGCCGCCAACUCGCUGCACAACCAGCCGCACUACUCGCUCAGCGAGACCCUCUACUUCCUGUGAGCGGGCCCUCCUGGCCGCCAACUCGCUGCACAACCAGCCGCACUACUCGCUCAGCGAGACCCUCUACUUCCUGUGAGCGGGCCCUCCUGGCCGCCAACUCGCUGCACAACCAGCCGCACUACUCGCUCAGCGAGACCCUCUACUUCCUGUGAGCGGGCCCUCCUGGCCGCCAACUCGCUGCACAACCAGCCGCACUACUCGCUCAGCGAGACCCUCUACUUCCUGUGAGCGGGCCCUCCUGGCCGCCAACUCGCUGCACAACCAGCCGCACUACUCGCUCAGCGAGACCCUCUACUUCCUGUGAGCUGGCCCUUUCUAUCCCUGCCCUACCGUGACCCGCGACCGGCAAACAAGGUUCAUAUCCUACGUGCUCAUUAUGCUCAAAUCAAAUGAACAAGAAAAUAAAUCUACGCCAUACAUAUAUUAAAUAGUUCCACUGGUAUGUUGUUUUAAGACUUAUGUUUGUUGAUUAUUCGUAUGUUUAGUUGUAGAGCCUUAAAAUUUGACGUAUUAAAUUUUGUAUCUGAUAAAAGCGUAUUAAAUAUAUUAGCACGGGUCACUCGCGUAUUUUAAGUCUAAAAUAGCUCGAUAUGUUUCCCCGCGUACCGAGCGGCAUUAUCAGAGCUAUGGAGAAAUCCGUAGAUUUACGGAUUAUUUUUACACUCACUAUUUUUUUUACUGAAAUAAUGUAAAUUAAAUAAAAAAAUUCUCAAUAUCAGAUUUUAUACUCUGGCGAGUCUGUAGGAAAAGGCGCGAGGUAUGACCCUCCGCGCCUACAUUUUUCAAAUGUUCCGCCUUUUUCUACUGACAAAACCGGCUUGCCGGAGUAUGUUUACUAGCAGCUACAUUGGCCAAGGGCCAACCGUCAACAAACUAGCGCCAUUGCAUUGAAUCCCAUUAUUGUUUUUAAACAUUAAAACUGCUAUCUAUCACAAAAAUUACUUAACUCUCGAUUGGUUUUAAAAUGUAUGAGAGUGGAGUAAAUUCUGAAGAACCUGUUAAUUAUAAUUAUUUUGCCACGCUUGUCUUAACUCUAAUAGCACUUGAAUAUCGGUUGGAGACUACAUCAACAUUUCUGAAAUUUGCAAGAAUUCGCCAACAGAGCGAUUAUACGCACGAGGCAAUUUCCUCACUCAUAAAACGGCCAUUGUAGAUGUGCCACGGCCGAGGCGGCACGCUCAGGCGAAAAAACGCGCGCGCCGCCUCGGCAGAGGCAAGUCUACACUGGCGAGGAAAUUGCCUCGCACGACGUAUGUUCGCUCUGUGUGGACCCGCCUCAUGGUGAGCUAUUUCAAUUACUAAUGAAGCAUUUUUCAAUGACCUGUUUUAAUAUAUUUAAUAAGGCUGAUGAAACAAAGUUAUCUGAGGGUUUAUGCUUCUUGGUCACAUUAUCUGUGCUCCUCGCUAGUAUGUAAAGUUGUAACAUCAUGGGCUAGGCACACAGAUAUUGUGACUUGUGUGAUUUACCAUUUGAAUGCGAAAAUGUUAAUUGGGGUUCAAAUCGGUAAACAAACUAGUCAGAUGUUGACCACCGCUAGUUUGUUCUUCUCUUUUUUAUUGUUAUUACUUUAGGCCUAAAACUUAAUAGACAUAAGAUAUAAGCGUGUAAACUUUAGUCCACACCAUUGUAAACUUUUGGAUGCCAUCUUGCAAAACUACCUCGUUAUGUAUGACGCCGAGGCAUUCAGAGGGUUAUGGUUAUUAGAUGUUAUACUACAGCUAAAGUCGACAAUUUAGUUGAUCUAACACAAAGCAGGCAAGGCAUUUUGACCACAAAUACGGUUUUGCCUUGUAGCCCCCGGGCCUAGAGAUGAAUUUGCUUAAAGGUGACGUUCGGAUGGCAAGAUUAUGUAUCUAUAGCAGGAUCCCCGGCGGGCCGCAGGUUGAGUACCGCUGCCUUGAAGGCUAACGUCAAGUCUUCCGUAAUUUAACCCCCUUGGCGCAACUGCCGCAUGCUUGCCUGAUAAAAAUAUGGAAGCGGUACAAACUAUGAAAGCGUUAAGUAAAUUAAUGUUGCGUCGAAGAAACGCCACCAAAUUAAAUACUUUGAGAAUGACAUUUUCAGUUUUAAACGUUUCGACCAGUUACAGUCUUUGACGUAAAAAAAAGUAAUAUUUUGAGGAGUGAGACUACAUGUAAGUUAGACUACGUAGUAGUUAUCAGUGCAUUUAGAGAGUGGGCGCAGAUCCCUCUGGGAUUAGAAUAAGAGAAUCUCUUUAAUAUACACUUUUUUGGAUUAUUUACACUUUGCGAACAUUCCAGAAGGAAUCAUUAGUCGCUUCGAGGCGAAUAAAAUUGUCUUUUCGAUGUUAGAAUUGUUAGAUAAGUAUAUGUUGUAAACCUUGAAAACUUUGUGACGAUCACUUUAGUUUUUAAUGCUUCGUCUGAUCAUUAUUUACGAUACCACUGGUUGCUGUUUUAGGCUCAGCAGACCAAUACAUUUUUAAACGGUGGUGUUGUUAAAAACGAUAAUAAUUAAUAACGUUUUGAUUAAAUUCGUUAUUCAGUCCUAUGUCGCUAACGUCAGCCCGUGGCGAAUUCACUCAGUUCCUUAUGUUCAUGGAGGAGGCAUCACUGCCAUUACACUUUAUUACGUUUUUAUUUUGUCAUAAUUAUAUUGCAAGUUCAGUUAUUCAAAUAUUAGAUUUAAAAUUGAUUUAAGAGUUGAAAAGAACUAGUUUUCAAAUUAUAAGAGAUUAUAUAUUCUUUGAUUUCGUAUUUGUAGUGGCCUGGUCUUCGAGACUCUGUGCCCGUGUUUUGCAAAAAGACUACAAAUUGGGUGCUUUUGUUGCUCCUUAACAAUAAGGACCUUUAAUACUAGUGUUUGUUAUUCAUAUAAAUAAACAAUAACUUGAUGUGA
Messenger RNA from Cydia pomonella (codling moth), 6241 nucleotides. It is a transcript of the gene aub, whose product is annotated as piwi-like protein Siwi. Gene Ontology annotation, cellular component: P granule. The transcript is spliced from 18 exons. NCBI's taxonomy places the organism in Eukaryota, Metazoa, Arthropoda, Insecta, Lepidoptera, Tortricidae. Gene Ontology annotation, biological process: regulatory ncRNA-mediated gene silencing. The record is from RefSeq and is a predicted model, not a curated record. Bases 223 to 2925 code for a protein of 900 amino acids. Gene Ontology annotation, molecular function: protein binding; piRNA binding.